GUGGUGACGGUGGAUUGGAUGGGUUAGGAGGACCAGGAGUACAACUGGGAAGCCCUGAUAAGAAAAAACGCAAAGGAAAUACACAGGGAUCAUCCUUUCCUCCUCCAUCUGAGUAUGCUCCACCGCUGAAUCCAAGCUCUGACCACCUUGUAGCUGCAAAUCCAUUUGAUGACAACUAUAAUACUGUCUCUUAUAAACCACUUUCUUCAGGAAAUCCAUAUUUUAGUAAUCCUGGUUAUCCUGGCUUUGGAGGCUAUAACACUUUCAGAAUGCCACCUCACAUGCUGCCCAGAGUGUCCUCACCAUAUGGUGGUUCUUACUCCCUCAGAAACCAACCACAUCCGCUUCCUCAAAACCCUGUGGGAAUGGCUUUUAGUCGACCCCACUCUUUCAGCUUUGGUCCACAUGAUAACCCAGGUUUUGGGAAUCAAACGCCUUAUAGUAGUGGUCAGAUAAAUCAGAAUGUCAGUAUGCCCAAUCAGCAUUUCAGACCAAAUCCUGGUGAGAACUUUAGCCAUUCUGGUCAGAUGCCUCACCCUGACAUGCCGUCUAACUUUGGUCCUGGAAACAAUCCAAAUUUCCCAAAUUCUCAGCUAGAGUCAAACCAUUCUUUUGUUCCUCCACCAAACACAUACAACCAGACAAAAUCAUCGGUACAAAAACAAGACUUUAUUCAAGGUGCAAGCAAAGCAUCCAGCCAGAAUACUGCUGCUCAUCAGCAUCAUCACAGGACAGAGGACAUUGUGAGUCAAGGUAACAGUGACUCAAAAAAUGUUGUUCGAAACAAUGUGGUAAAUCAGGAUAAUAGCCAUUCUAAUAGUGCUGAUAACACUAAUGCUGGUCAUUCAAAUGGGACUCAGAGCAAGUCCCGCCAGCCUCGAGGUACUGCUGAAGGAUGCAACUCUGAAAAGAGCAGCAAAACACCCCUUCAUCCCAGUCGUCAUGGCCACUCAUCCUCAGAACCUGUCUAUCCGUGUGGAAUUUGUACGCAUGAAGUUAACGACGACCAGGAUGCCAUCCUCUGUGAAGCCUCUUGUCAAAAAUGGUUUCAUCGGAUCUGUACAGGCAUGACUGAGUCAGCUUAUGGCCUUCUUACAGCAGAAGCGUCAGCAGUAUGGGGUUGUGAUACUUGCAUGGCUGACAAAGAUGUCCAGCUAAUGCGUACAAGAGAGACUGCAGCACCAUCUGCGUUGAAUACAGAUGGCUAACAAUGGGAAUUGGUGGUACUGGCUGAAACACUUGCUAUGAAGGUUUGGUCACAAAUUGGGUACUUCACUUUCUGCAGACAAUCGGUUGUUUAAUUGCUGUCUUCUUUUUUCCUAGUCUGUUUUCAUUCAUAAAUUUCCUUCCCAGCUUUUGUACUCUUAGUUUUAUGUGUGCAAAUGUUUUACAGGAUGGAAUAUUUUUUCUUUCUGAUUGAACUGUAGAGCCUAACUGACAACUGGUCAGAAGUAUGAUGUGCAUCGACAAUUCUGUUGAAGGCAAGAAUGUGCCUGUAUGAAUAACCCCUAAUUUGCUAGUGUUGAUGUGUUAACUAACACUAGCAUUUAGUGCUCAGUUUUAAUGGUACUGUAUUUGCAAGUACUCGUUACAUUUCAUUUAUUGAGCAGUGAAUGUCCAUUACUGCUAUUCUUGCUGUCCUUUCUUUGAAUAUAGUGAAGAUGACAUGGAGGAAUGUGCAGUACUAGUAGCUUUUAUUUUAGGGUAAACACAGAGAAUUU
Merops nubicus (carmine bee-eater) is the source of this 1721-nucleotide messenger RNA. It is a transcript of the gene PYGO1, whose product is annotated as pygopus family PHD finger 1. The record is from RefSeq and is a predicted model, not a curated record. The annotation marks the transcript as partial. NCBI's taxonomy places the organism in Eukaryota, Metazoa, Chordata, Aves, Coraciiformes, Meropidae. The transcript is spliced from 2 exons.